AUGGUUAAAAAUGUCUUUUAUCUAAUUUUUAUAUUUUCAUUUUUUCUGCUAAUAAUUAAAUGUAAAUAUAUAACGAAUGAAAAAAAAGAAAGAAAAUUCGAAGAAGACAAUAUAAGUUAUCAUCAAAGAAAUUUAAGCAAGCACAUUAAAAAGGAAAUAAAAUUAACAGAUGCUAAUAAUGAAAAUGAAAGCAGGAAAAAAGAUAAAGAUGUAAAAAUUAGUGAUAUUAAUGAAGAAAAUAAAAAUGAAAAAGACAGAAAUAAAAGUAAAUUAGAUAUUAAAAAGAUAAAUGAAAAUUAUGUAAACGUAAAUGCAAGUUAUGAAAAUGAAAGUAAAAAAGGAAUAAAAAAUAGAAAGAAAAAUAUAAAAAAACAGGAAAAUUUCAUUCUAGCAUAUGAAGAAGAAAUUGGAAAAUAUGACAAAAUAAUGGAUGAGUUAAUAUUAAGAAGUAUAAAUAACAAAAAUUAUGAUUAUUUUAAUAUACUGGAAGAAUAUUCACUAAAAACAAAAAUAAAUAGUGAUAUUUAUAAUUCGUUAAAAGAUAUAAUAACACUUGUUAACAGUAGUAAUAUACUUAUACACUCUUAUAUUGAAAAAAAAAAAUUAUUUAAAUAUGAUAUUAAAGAAAAUAUUUUUAAAAGACAUUUUAUUUUAUCUUUAUUUCGGUGGUAUAACAGUUUCAGAUUAGUUGAAACAUGCUUUGACAAGACCAAUUAUAUAUUUUAUAUUGAUGAUCAUAAAAUAUAUUCUUACAAAUACACAUAUAAACUAGUUUUAAAUUUAUUGAAUUCAGAAAAUUUUUUAUUUUAUGUUAACUUAAAUAAAAUUUCUUUUAUGAAAAUACUGGAUAAUUAUAAUAAGCAUCAUUUUAAAAUUAAUAAUACUAUAAGAAAUUAUCCUCCUCAUAUGUACGUUUGUGAGAGUUUUAAUGAUUUUAUUUAUUCUUAUUUUUUUCAUUAUAAUCAUCAAUUUUUUGAAAAACAUAAACAUUUAAUAGAUAAAGAUGUUUGGUAUAAUAAAGUUACUAUUAGUAAUAAUUUAUUCAAAAAACUAAAAAGAUUAAAUAAUAAUUUGAUUUUAUAUAAAUUUAAGAACAAUUCAAAUAUAAAAAAUUAUUUAGAUUUAGAAAUGACAUUGGUUUUCUCAACAUUUAAAGAAUUUUUAAUUGAUAUAUUGAAUAAUUUAUACAAUGAAUAUUACUUUGAUAAUUUAAGAUAUAUAAAGAAAAGAAGUAGAUUUAAGGAUGAGGAAAACGAUGAAAUAAAUAAUAUUCAAAAUGAAAUGAUUAUAAAUGAUAGUGUAAAUAGAGAUUUUAUUAAUGAUGAUAUUCCAAAUUAUUAUGAAGAGAAUAAAGAAAAAAAUGCAAAUAUAAAUAUGAAUAAUUCUGAAUUAAAUAAAAGAUAUAACAACAUGCGCGAUUAUAAUAAUAUAGGAGAUUAUUACAAUGAUAAAAUUAACAGCAAUACUAAAAAUAAAGAGAAUAAAUACUUUGAUGGCCAUAAUGGUAAUAUAAAUGGCAAAAAAGUAAAUAAUGAAAUUAAUAUUGAUAAAAUGAAAAAUGAUGUAAAUAAAUUAUACGAUCGUAGUUAUGAAGAAAAUUUGAAAUAUAAUGAUAUGGAGAGUUUAAAAAAAAAGGAAGAAAAUAGUACAGUGUUAGAAAAUUUAGAAAAUGAGAAACUAGAUGAAGCAGAAGUUUUAGAAAUAAAAGAUGGUGAUAAUGAAUUAUGGAAUAAUCUAAUAGAAUCUUACAGUAAAUUAGCAAAUAGUGAAGAUUUUAGAAAGUAUAAUAAUUACAUAUUAAAAAAUAUUAAUAAAAUUUUUAAUUUAUCUUCAGAAAAGAAAGAUGAAUUAAAUAAUUAUAAAAAUAGAUAUGAAUUGAAAGAUGGUUAUAUAAUUAAUAAUAUUACUGAUAAAUACAUACCCUUAUUGUUCAAUCCAAUCAAAGAUAUUUUUAAUUAUUUAAAUCAAGUUCAUAUUAAAAAAAAAAUAAAUUUUAAAGAUAUUUAUGAAUAUCUAAUGACUAUUAAUAAUUUUAAUGAAGUGAAUAAUUUUUAUGAUGGUCAUAUACAAUGUAGAAGUAGUAUAUUUUUUAAGGAAGAUUUUUUUUUAAGCAAUUAUGCAAGUAAGGAAGAAGAGAUAAAAAACAAUAUAAUAAAUAUAAUUGAUAUAAAUGAAAUGUUUAAGAAAAAAUUUGAUUUUGGAGUUAAAGAAAAUAAAUUCAAUAAUUCAUUAGUUAAUAAUCAAAGUGAUGAUGAUAAGAACGAAGGAAUAAGUAAAAUCAUGGAAAAUGAAAAUGUUAGAAAUAGGAGCGAUAUUAAUAAUAUAAGUAAAAAAAAUGAAAUGAAUUACUAUGAUUAUUAUAAUAAUAUAAAUCUAAGUGCAUAUACCCCUGCACCUAUGCUAAUGAAAGAUAAAAUUCAUGAUCAGUUAAAAUUAUUAAGAAAAAAAUUUAUUGAUAAAUUAAAAAAUGAAACUAAUUGUGUAUUAGCAUUUCUUUAUUUAAUUGGUGUAAAUGAUCAUAAUGGAAAGCUACAAUUUCCUUUUGGAUUUCCUAGAAAUAUUGAUAAGUCCAUUAAUUUAAUAAGAAAAGGAAAAGAUGGAUUAUGCAAUUUUUUGAGUGGUAUAUUGUAUCAUAUAAAUUUACCAAUUUUUGUAAAUAAUUCGUCUAUAUCUAUUACUACAGAAAUUAACGAUGAUGUAAUUGGCAUUAAUGAAAAUUCGGUUAAUAGUUUUUUUUAUAUUUAUCAUAAAAAUAAACCAGUAUUACGUAAUCAUGAUUUCUUAUCUGAUGAAAAUAGAAUAAUACCUAACAAAGUUGAUCACAUAAAAUCAAAAAUUGUAUCAUAUUCAUUAGGAUCUACUAAAGACGAUUUUUAUAGUAAAUUGGCGUUUACAAAUAAUAUUAUUAGAUUAAAAUAUAAAAAUAAGAUGAAUAAUGUGUAUUUAAAGGAUUAUUUUGAUUUUACAUAUGAUAAAAAAAAUUAUAAAAAUUCAUAUAUCAAAAAUAAUAUAUCUCCUUUUUUAACAUCUUGCGAUUAUUUGUUAAGUAACAUUUUAGGAGUAGUUGUUGAUUCUCUAAAGACAGCAUCUACUAUUGAAAGUGGGAUAUAUGAAGAAAGUAUAAAUGAAAAUCAUAAGCAUUUAAUACAAAACAGUUUAGAUAAUAAUAAUAAGAAUUUAUAUGAGUAUUUUUUAAAAUUAGCAGAUAGUAGAAAUUCAUAUGCUUUGGCAGCCUUAGGAGAAAUUUAUUUUUUAGGAAAUGAAAAUAUAGGCAUAGAAAGGGAUGAGCAAAAAGCUUUUGAAUUUUGGAAAAAAGCGGCUGAUCAAGGAGAUAGUAUAUCUGCUUUAUCAACAGGAUAUACGUAUUUAGAUGAAUACAAAAAGUUUACAAGAAAAGAAGAAAUUAUUAAGAAAAUGAAUAAAGAAGAAAUAAUUAAUUUGAUACAAUCAGAGAAUUCGAAUAAUGGGAAAAAUAAUACCGUAUUUGAUAUAUAUCAAGAAUACAACAAGAAAAAAAAAAAAAAAAACACUAAUAAAAAUGAGAAAAAAAAUAGCUAUAGUAGUAAUACUAAUGAUAAUGAUAGUAGUAAAAAUGACAAUACUAAUAAUAAUAAUGACAGUAGUAAAAAUGACAAGAGUAAUAAUAAUAAUAAUAAUAAUAUUAAUAAUAAUAAUAAUAAUAAUAAUAAUAAUAAUAAUAAUAAUAAUAAUAAUAAUAAUGAUAAUAAUAAUAAUAAUAAUAAUAAUAAUAAUAAUAAUAAUGACAAUGGAAAUAAUAAUAAGAAUAAAAAGGAGGAAAAUUUUAAUGAUUAUCAUUCUUUUUUCUCAACUGUUAAUAAGGAGUCACUUUCUAAAACUGUUGUUUCAAAUGAAACUAAUAAUUCACCAGAUAAUAUAUCAAAUAAUUCUGUUUCGCCAGAUAGAUCCUAUAUUCAAAAUAAUUCAGGUAAUUAUAAUUUUUUUAUGAAUGGAACACCUAAUUUUUUUGAUUUUUCUAAUGAUACUUAUCAAAAUAAUUCAAAUAAUAUAAAUAUAAAUGAUAUAAAUAAUAGCAAUAUGAAUGUUAAUAACGUAACUGAGGAUAACAUUAAUAUAAAUAAAAUUGAUGUAGAUAUUAAAAGAAUUAAUGUGGUCAAUGAAAAUACUGAAAAUUCUUGGAGAACUAAUGAUGGAGAAAACUUGAAAGGAGAAAAAGAAAAAGAUAAGGAUGAUGAAAUGAUAAACAAUUACCUAUUUAAUUUAAAUAAAAAAGCUAGCAAAGCCUUUAAGAAUGCAGAACAUUAUUUUCAUAAAGCUAUAAGAAGUAAUGAUGAAAGUCUGGAAAAUAUUUUGGCCAAAUAUAAUAUAUAUAAAUUUGGUUUAGGUAGAAAACAAAAUUUAGAGAUGGCAGGAUAUUACUUAAAAAAAGCUGCAGAAAAAGGAGAUAAUAUUUCUCAAAUGUUAUUAGGUCAUUAUUAUUCAGGUACAGACAUUGGGAUUAAAUUAAGUGAUUAUAAUGAAGAUAAAAUAGAAAAUUUAAAAAAAUCAUACAAAUAUUAUGCAUUAUCAGCAAAAAACGGAAAUUUAAUUUCUUUAUAUAACAAAGGAAUAUUAAUAUUAAAAGGUAUAAAUCCCAAAUUUAAGUCGUUUAAUGAAAAAUGCGAAAGAACAUUGAAAUAUUUUCAUUUUAUUGGAUUAUUCAAUGAGCGUUUAUAUGUUUUAACAAAGUUGUUAAGAAGAAAUUAUGAAUUCAAAGAUUAUACUGGAUCUUUAUUAUUAUCUAUCAUGUUAUCAGAGUUAGGAGACCACCCAAGUAAUGUCAAUGCUUCGUUGUUGUGGGAUAAAAAAAAAAAAACUAUGCAAAAAUUUACAGAAAAAUAUAACAUUAUUGAAGAUAUAUUAAAGAAUUUCAAAACUUCUUUAAGUAAUGAAAAUAAAAAUAUAAAUAGUGAUGAUAAUAAAAAUGUUCAUAAUGAUUUUAUAUUAAAUUCCAAUAAUAUUGAUAAAAUUAUAAAAAGAAUAUAUAAUAAAGAAAAAAGUGUUAAAUAUGCAUAUAGAAAAAAGGCAAAACAAAAUUCAGGAUUACUGCUAAAAAAUUGUAUGAUGAUUAAUGCUUUUGAUAAAAAAAAUUAUUUUCUUCAAAUGAAAUUUUGUUAUUAUUUGAAAAUGGAAUUAUUACAAUAUAGUAAGGGAACUGAUAAUUAUAAAAAAAGUGUGAGUAAUAAUAAUAAUAAACAUACGAAAAGUAAAACAAUAUAUAAUAAAAAGGAAGAAAAAAAAGAAAUCAGUUAUUACGAUACAUAUAACUUAACUAAAUCUUUUAGUCAAAUAGAUUUAUUUGAAAAAUAUGAUAAAAUUAUAAUAAAUGAAAUGAAAAAAGAAAAAAACAUUGAAGAGAAAAUUAAAAAAAUAAAAAAAAUGAAGAAUAUAAUACUAGAAUAUUUCAGAAUUACCGAAUUUUUGCAUUGCUAUCAUAAGCCAAUAUCAUACUAUCAAAUUAAAUUAGAAGAAGAAAAGCAAAUGAAACAACGUAACAAUAAUAAUUAUGUUGGAGAAAAUAAUAUAGAAGGAAAGGAUUUACAUGAAUCUGAAUUCUCGAGAUAUUCAACUUUACUAGAAAAUCAUGAUAUUCAAGAAAUAUUUUACUAUAAAAAGAAAUAUACGUCGAAUAUAUUUGAGGAAAUUCAAAGUUUCUCAAAAAAUUGUGAUGUAUGUAAACAGUAUUACGAUAUAUAUUCUUCCUAUUAUGGAUAUAAAAAAUCAACCGUUAAUUUGAUAAAAAAAUAUCAUGAAGGUGAUGAAUACACUAUAAGAAGUAAACGAAAAGAAUUGCAAUAUUUGUUAAGAGAUUCCGAUGCGCAAAAUCAUGAAUCUCUAUAUUAUAAAGCUCUUUUCUUAGAGCACAAUAAUUUAGACAAUUUGCAAAGUAUUUUAGAAAUUUAUUCUAAACUAGCUACUGAUAAUCAUAAUGCUUGUAAUGUUAUUGGGGUUUUAGGUAUUUUAAAGAUUUUCUUUAAAAAAAUAUUCUUUGACAUAAACAUUUUUAAUAGAAAAAAGAAAUAUCAAUUUCCGCUAAAUACACUAUUAGAUUCUAACAAGUGUCCUUUACAAAAAUAUUUUAUAUUUAAAACUAGUUUUGAUCAAAAAUGUUUUAAUUUUGAUUAUUUGUUAAAAGAUAAUUAUAUUUAUUCUCAAAUUAGAUAUCUUGAUUUUUUUAAGGUUUUUUAUAAUUUAAUUUCUUCUUUUUUUAAAAUAAAAUAA
Molecule: messenger RNA, 6240 nt
Organism: Plasmodium relictum
Lineage: Eukaryota; Apicomplexa; Aconoidasida; Haemosporida; Plasmodiidae
Product: conserved Plasmodium protein, unknown function
Exons: 1
Coding region: 1-6240 (2079 amino acids)
Molecular function (GO): protein binding
Source: RefSeq, a predicted model, not a curated record